AUGCUUGUUUCUUCCGUCGGUGCUCUGAAACCUUUGUGUCCUUCCCGUCACAUCUCUGAGGCCCUUUACGUCAUUUCGGACGCUCAUAGGUCUCGUGGCACACCUCGUCAUGUAUCUGUCGAACGCCGCGUGCUCCCAUCCAUCCGUCCCUCCCUACGCUUACCAGACGCGGAUGCCGCGUCGCAGGGGAAGCUGCUAUUCAUUGUGCUCUGCGGAGCCACGGUCGUGCUUUUCAUCGUCUUCGUCGCCCUCCUCGCCCUCCUCAUCUCACUCCACUAUCGAGCUGCCCGUUCGGCUGCCCCCGCGGAAACGGCGAAGAAGCUGCCCCUGAGGGCAAUCUGGAGGGCGACGUCGAGUCUGGGGGUGGCGCAGCAGGUGGGGGAGGGGGACUUUGGGCGCGCGUACCUGGGGGAGCAUCGGGGGGAGGCCUGGCUCGUCGUUGUCUCCACGUCAGACAACAUUGACAUCAUCAAAGCGUUCCGGAGGGAGGUCGAUACCCUGGGCCCCGUGUCACACCCGUCAUUGGUGCGCCUGGUGGGGUGGGCGGAGGAGGUAGGGCGCAACAUGCUCGUGUACAACCACCCUGCUCCGCUGCUACACGCCCCCGCCCUUUCCCCAUCCCCCUCCCCGUCCUCCUUCCGCCGGGGCGGUGGUUCCUCUGCUGGCGGCUCUAAGAGAACUGCUGCCGCCGCUGGUGCAGGUGCUGCUGCUGCAGCUGCGGCUGGUGGUGGUGGUGCUGCUGCCGGUGGUGCUUCCUUUGUGAAGGCCAGCAGCUUUGCUGCCAGCGGUGGUGCUAACGCCAAUCGUGGUUUUGACGCUCUUGCCACUUCUGGCGCUGCUGGCGCAGCUGCAGCUGCGGCUGGUGCUGCUGCUGCUGCUGCUGGUGCUGUGGGUUCUGAUGUUGCGGGUGGGGGCGGUGGUACACUGCUGGAGUAUCUGUUGCAGCAGCACCAGUGGCAGCUGCAGCAACAGCAGACGGGUGGCGCAAUGGGAGGUGAGUCGCUGAUGGUUUGGCAAUCCCCCGGCCUGCCUGUCCUUCGAGCGGCGGGUGGACAUAGCACACAGCCUGGCGGCAGCACUGCACCACCUGCACUGCUGCGCGGACCCUCCUUUGGUGCACUGGUCUCCCACCCACCAUUGUGCCUGUAUCCCACAUGCUAUCGCCCUCACCCCCCAGACGCCGCUCUAUCUCUCUCCUUUGAGCGGCGGGUGGACAUAGCGCACAGCCUGGCGGCGGGGCUGCACCACCUGCACUGCUGCGUGGACCCGCCCAUUGUGCACCGCCAAGUUAACUCCGGCAACGUGCUGCUGCAGCCGCGCUGGCCCUAUGCGCGGCUUGCCAACGUGGGGGAGGUGAAGGGGCUGCCCUAUGCGCCGACCAUUAACGGGCGGCGCAACCGGGCGGCGUACAUUGACCCGGAGUACUUUAUCGCGCUCAGGGCGUCUGCUGCCAGCGAUGUGUACAGUUUUGGCAUAAUCCUGUUGGAGCUUCUAACCGGCCAGCCAGCGGAGCAGAUCGACCCGGCCACAGGCCGCCGCGCCUACCUCAACAUCCCCGCGCUCACCGCCCUCAUCCGCGCGCACCACCUUCCACCGCUCCUCGACCCCGCGCUGCCCUUCCCCCCCACGCCCGCGCCCUCCGCGCUGCAAGCGCUCGCGUCCCUCGCGGCGGACUGCACAGUGCGGUACGCCAAGCAGCGCCCAGACGCGUCCGCAGUGCUUCUACAAAUGGAGGGGAUUCGCGAGGCCGUGCAGAACGGCCUCGCCGUGCAGGGCCGCGCGGGCGACCACCUGUCGCUCUCCAUACCUGGCUCGGUCGCCGAGGCGGAGGCUCGGGGGAGGUUCGGCAGCAGGGGCGGGGAGCUGGUGGGCGGGUCGGGCAGGGAAUGGGGGUCGGCUGGGGAGUUGUAUGGGGCGCAAGGGUCGGUUGGGUGGAGUGCAGGCGAGCGGUCACUCGGGGGAGGCGGGUCGGAGAGAGAACGGGGAGGUGAGUUGGCGAGAGAGCGGGGGGGCAGUGGGCGGUCGCACGGGGGCUCUGACAGGGAGAGAGGAAGCGGCACGAGCGGAGGAGGAAGCUUCUUAGACGGCUCAUCUGCGUACUUGUAUGGCGAACAACCGCGCGGAAUCGUCUCGUCUUCGUCCUACCCGCAGGUGCUCUCCUCUCUGGCCCAUCAACCCCCCUCCCCGCAUCCACCCGCCUCCCCCCAUACACCCUUCAAGCGCCACUCCCUGCCGCGCACACACACUGCCCCAGUCUCCCCCAGUCUCCUCCCCACGCUGCCCCUCUUCGAAGCGCCGCACUUCUCCUUCCACGCGCUGCAGCAAGCCACAGAGGGCUUCGCCCCGCACAGGGUGCACCGGCAGGCGCACCUGGGGGAGGUGUAUCUGGGGACGAUCAAAACCGUGGGGGAGGUGAUGGUGGUGCGGCAAAUGGCGCCCGGGGCGGGGGAAGGGGGGAGCACCGGGGGAGGGGGGAGCUUCGGGAGAGAUAAGCGUGGUGUGGGGGGGCGGAGUGGAGAACUGGGGAGGGGAGGGGAGUGGGGGACGGGGGAGGAGGCGCGGGAGAGGGAGAGGGAAAGGGAGAGGGACAUGUGGGUGAGUCGCACGAUAGCAGAGGCGCACGCGCUGAGGAGAGUGGUGCACCGCAACCUGGUGACUCUGCUGGGCUUUACCGUCACCACGGACCAGUGCCUGCUCACCUACACCCACACCGACGCCCCUGACCUCUUCCACUCGCUUCACCUCCCUGGUGAGACAUGUGGCAAGGUGAGACAUGUGGCAAGAGCAAGCAUUGCAGGAGCCCAUGGGGUGGCAGGCGAGGGUGCAUGUGGCGCAUGCCGUGGGGGAGGGGCUGCUGCAGCUGCACGUGUGCUCGCACCCCCACAUCCUGCACGGCGCACUCGUCUCACGCAACGUGCUGCUGCCCCACGGCCAACCCCCCCAGGCAAGUUUCUUUGCCUUGCGGCCAAACCCCCCAAGCAAGUGCGCUCCUUGAGACGUGUGGUUCAGUGUUAUGCUGGCACACACGCAUGUGCUGGCACACACGCAUGUGCUGCCACACACGCAUGUGCUGCCACACAGUCCCGCCUGUCCUUGCCCAUCCCGUCCGCCCAUCCAACCCUCUCGUUAUCCCCCGCCCGCCACUACUCCCCCAUUCCCCCACUCUCCCAUUCCGCCACUUCCAAAUCCCGCCACUCUCCCAUUCCCCCACUCUCCCAUUCCGCCACUUCCAAAUCCCCCCACUCUCCCAUUCCCCCACUCUCCCAUGCCCCCACUCUCCCAUUCCCGCACUCUCCCGUUCCCCCUUCCCCCGCCGCCAGCUAUUCGACUUUGGAAUGUCACACUUUGCAGAGGCUCGCAACGACAACUUCGCCUCGCCCUACUGCCAAGCGUAAGCGCCCUCCCUUCAGCCCUACUGCCAAGCGUAAGCGCCCUCCCUUCAGCCCUACUGCCAAGCGUAAGCGCCCUCCCUUCAGCCCUACUGCCAAGCGUAAACACCCUCCCUUCAGCCCUACUGCCAAGCGUAAGCGCCCUCCCUUCAGCCCUACUGCCAAGCAUAAGCGCCCUCCCUUCAGCCCUACUGCCAGGCGUAAGCACCCUCCCUUCAGCCCUACUGCCAAGCGUAAGCGCCCUCCCUUCAGCCCUACUGCCAAGCAUAAGCGCCCUCCCUUCAGCCCUACUGCCAAGCGUAAGCACCCUCCCUUCAGCCCUACUGCCAAGCAUAAGCGCCCUCCCUUCAGCCCUACUGCCAAGCAUAAGCGCCCUCCCUUCAGCCCUACUGCCAAGCAUAAGCGCCCUUCUUCCCUGCUACUAUUAAGCCCCUUCCCCUUCCACUCCUUGUCUUCCUCCCCCCCCUCUCACUCACUCGUUGCAGUGCGGCACCACAGGGGAGACGGACAAGACGAGAGGCGUGAGUCGCCCGAGAAGCAGCCCGCAUUGCCCCUUGUUCCCCACACUCCUUUACCUCCUCCUCCCCGCCCCACUCCGUGCAGGUACAUGGCCCCCGAGUGCGGCACCACAGGGGAGACGGACAAGACCACCGACAUGUAUGCUUAUGGUGUGCUGCUCCUUGAGCUCGUUUCCGGGAAGCUUCCGUACGAUGACGAUCGUGAUCCGGUGCAGCUGAGCGACUGGGCACGGCAGCAGGACUGGAGCAGCUCAGAUUCAAUAAAGGAGUUGGUGGAUCCGCUGUUAGAGGGGAUGUACAACGAGGAUGAGGUGCUCAUAUUGGCGUCCCUUGCAAUGCGAUGCAUCAAUGUGGAUAAGAGAGAGCGGCCGACGGUCAAAGAGCAGCGCCUUCGCCGCAAGCAGCAGUUGGACGACGGUCCGGGGAGCGCAUUGGCGGAAGAAGCCCCGCGGAAGGCCAAGAAGCGCGCUGGGGGCGCGGCAGCGGCCGCGGAGGGAGCCGCGCAGCAGCCCCAGCCGCAGCUGGACACGAUCCCCGCGCAGCUGCCCGCGCAGAUCCCCGAAACCCCCCCCAGUUCCGCCACGCUGCUCGACCCCGUCCCCAUUGACGUCCCCUCCGCGUCCGACCAGCCGUCCCUGUCCACCUCCUCCGCGCUCUCCGCCUCCGCGGUCUCCCCCGCGGACUCCCCCGCGGAUGAGCUCGCGGGGCUGACCCAGCGCGUGGCUAAGAGCGUGCGGGACGUGCGGGGGUACGCCAAGCUCAACGUGUCCACGGCGACCGUGCAACAGCGCGUGGCUAAGAUCGUGUGGGACGUGCGCGGGUAUGCGGAGCUCAAUGUGUCCACUGCAACAAGGUGUGCAACUGUACAGCAGGUGUGCGAGAUGGUGGACCACAACCUGGCGCCGUGGACACGCAUCCCGCAGAUUCGUGACGGCAUGGGCGCUGCCGGCAUGGUGGCGCCCAGCCUUGUCAAAACCAUCAGCCAGCGCGCACGGGUGAUUCAUGUCUUGCGCUGGCCACGUGAGGGUGGUGGACGGAUCAGUCUACUUCCUCCUUCGCACAACCCGUUCUCCCACUCCCUCAUUCCUCUCCUUCCUCUCCUCCCUCCCUCCCUCCCUCCCUCCCUCCCUCCCUCCUCCCCCUCCUCCACCAAUCAGUUUAUGUCAUGCGCCGGCCACGUGAGGGUGGUGGACGGGUCAGUCUAUUUCCGUUUGGGCGGAUUCAUCACCAUCCCGCACUUGGUGCCCCUCUCCCACCCCCCAAACCUUCUCCCCCCCCCUCCCGCCCCCACCCCCCUCCCCUCCCAUCAGUUUAUGUCAUGCGCCGGCCACUUCAUGUCAUGUGCGGGCCACGUGAGGGUGGUGGACGGGUCAGUCUACUUCCGGCUGGGCGGAUUCAUCACCGUCCCCUACCGCGUGCGGCGCUUCCUGCAAACCGUGCAGACCAUUCAGCGAGCAGUAGACUUCCACAACCUGGCGGCCGUGCGGGCGGAGUUCUUUGUCAACACGUGCGACCUGCCCAUCAGCUAUGACAGCGACGUGGGCGGCAGCCGCCCGGUGGGCUUUCCCUUCUUCAGCACGCGCGUCGUCCCCGGCUCCGUGGACGUGGCCAUCCCAGACCCGCUUGACUUACCUGACAACAUGGAUCUGCCUGAGAACGUGGAGGUGCGCGAGGGAGUAGAGAUGGUUGGGAUGGACCCCCUCGACUUACCUGACAACAUGGACCUUCCUGAGAACGUGGAGGUGAGAGAAUGGAGUGCGGUUGGUCUUGCUUGCUCCGUGGACGCGGCCAUUCCCGACCCUUUCGACCUGCCCGACAACAUGGACCUUCCUGCGAACGUGGAAGUGGGUGGUUUGGGAAGAGAGAGCGGCAGAGGGGGGGCUGUGGGGUUGGGUUGGCGAAUGAUUGAUGCUGGGGUGUGGGUCUGCUCUGUGGACGUGUCGUGGGAGGAGAAGGAGAACCGCGCUGUGUUCCGCGGCACGGCCAGCAGCUUCCCGUUUGAGGACUCGCAGAACUGGCGCGCCCACCCCCUCAUCCGCCUGCACAGAACUGGCGGAGGGCGCACCCCCUCAUCCGCCUGCACAGGUGGGGCCUUCUGGGGUAGGAUGGCGGAAGCGCGGCCAGACCUGCUGGAUGUGAAGCUGAUCGGGUGGAGCCGAGACAUCGAUGGGGACGUGCGCAAGAGGAUGGAGGCGGAUGGAGUGGCCAUGGUGGGGCGCCCCACACUCACGGCCGACCCACCAAUGAGCAAGUUCAAGUACCAGAUCGUGUCAGGGCUGCCCUCCUCGCACCAGACCUGUGCUAUUCUGGCCCGGGGCGAGCAGUCCAAGUACCAGAUCGUGUCUGGCCUGCCCUCCUCCCACCACACCUGUGCUAUUCUUGCGCGGGGCGAGCAGCCAUAUGUGAACUUCGUCCCUUCUUCUUCCCCGUCCCCCCAUCAUACCACCCCCACUUCCCCUGUACCCCCCUCCUUUACCCCCUCCCUCCUACAGGUGGCCAUCAGGCAGGCCUCGCCCUACGCGGAGUUCUUCACGCCACUCUUAAAGCCCUACGUGAACUUCAUCCCGGCGAACCGGCACUUUGACAACCUGAUAGAGAAGCUGCGGUGGGCGCAGAGCCACGACAACCACGUGCACCACAUGGUGGCCGCGGCUAAACGGGCGGCCAAGUGGGCGUGCACACGUAGCGGGCACACGCUUUACUGGGCCAUCCUCCUUAUAAAGUACUCCAAGAACGCGCUACAAGACCCCUCUACAAUCAAGGCCCCGGUCAAGACGCUCUGCCAGGACCCCCUCGAUCCCGCCCUCCUGGAAAUGGCCGGCCUUGCUGCUCCCUCCUCCCCCACCUCCUCUCCCUCGCUCUCUCUCCCGGACUCCUGGCCCCCCGUGUGCUCCCGUGACAAUAUUGACCGCAGCGCUCAGCCAAAGUGUGUAUAUUACUGCCAGAAGGGGGUCAUUCCCGGUAAGAGCUUUGUCUGGGUGUCGGCAGAAGCCCUCAAGGCUGGUGUUGGGGCGCAGUCAGCGUAG
Closterium sp. NIES-65 is the source of this 6933-nucleotide messenger RNA. The record is from the annotation of a GenBank genome assembly. NCBI's taxonomy places the organism in Eukaryota, Viridiplantae, Streptophyta, Zygnematophyceae, Desmidiales, Closteriaceae.